AUGUCUGAGGUAGGAAACAUCGGCCCAUGCAUACAUCUUGAUACGAUCUAACCAGCGUUUCCACCGCAGUUCUUCAUGAAAAAUGAAUUCGUUGGUCAGCGCCAUGGCGUCGAGGACUGGCGGAUUCGUGGCAUGACGCCCCUCACUCCUCCUGAUCUCCUACAGCAUGAGGUCCGACAGACCGAAAAGUCGAAAGAGACCGUCAUCAAGGGCCGCAACGAGGCGGUCGACAUUGUACAAGGCCGCGACGAGAAUCGCCGUCUCAUGGUCGUCAUUGGACCAUGUUCGAUUCACGACCCUCAAAUGGCGCUUGAGUACUGCGAUCGACUGCUAGAGCUGAAGAAGAAGUACGAGGAUGACCUGUUGAUUGUCAUGAGGAGCUACUUGGAGAAGCCGCGAACCACUGUUGGUUGGAAGGGUCUGGUCAAUGACCCGGACAUCGACAACACCUUCAACAUUAGCAAGGGCCUGCGCAUCGCAAGACAGAUGUUUGUGGAUCUAACAACCAAGGGCAUGCCUUUGGCUAGCGAAAUGCUGGACCCCAUCUCCCCGCAGUUCACGGCAGAUCUAUUGUCUGUUGGCGCGGUCGGUGCACGCACAACUGAAUCACAAGUUCACCGUGAGCUUGCAUCUGGUCUGUCUUUCCCUGUUGGUUUCAAAAAUGGCACAGACGGUACGCUCCGUGUUGCCAUUGACGCUAUCGGCGCUGUCAAGUCUCCCCAUCGUUUCCUCUCCGUCACGAAGCCCGGAAACGUUGCCAUCGUUGGUACCGACGGCAACGACGAUUGCUUCGUGAUCCUUCGUGGUGGUAGCAAGGGCACGAACUACGACGCGAAAUCGAUUGCCGAAGCCAAGGCGGCACUCAAGAAGCAAGAUCUGCGACAGCUCUUGAUGGUAGACUGCAGCCACGGCAAUUCGGAGAAGAACCAUAAGAACCAGCCAAAGGUUGCCAAAGCUCUUGCUGACCAGAUUCGCGAGGGAGAGACUGCCAUCAUGGGCGUGAUGAUCGAGUCCAACAUCAACGAGGGCAGCCAAAAGGUUCCUCCAGAGGGCAAGGCUGGUCUCAAGUAUGGCGUGAGCAUCACAGAUGCUUGCAUCGGCUGGAAGGAUACCGAGGAGGUGCUGUUGGAGCUCGCAGAUGCUGUGCGCGCCAGGAGAGGAAAGCUUGGCCCCGUCAAGCAGACGAACGGCGCUAACGGUCACGCCUAA
This is a messenger RNA of Lecanosticta acicola, 1209 nucleotides long. Lineage: Eukaryota; Fungi; Ascomycota; Dothideomycetes; Mycosphaerellales; Mycosphaerellaceae. The record is from the annotation of a GenBank genome assembly.